Molecule: messenger RNA, 3116 nt
Organism: Saccostrea cuccullata (small rock oyster)
Lineage: Eukaryota; Metazoa; Mollusca; Bivalvia; Ostreida; Ostreidae
Product: fibroleukin-like
Exons: 4
Coding region: 51-680 (209 amino acids)
Source: RefSeq, a predicted model, not a curated record
UUUAUCAAAUCAUUUCAGAUUUACAUAAAGACUGCAAGGAACUACAUGAUAUGGGUAGAAGAACGUCUGGGGUCUACAGUAUCUAUCCUAAUUGGGAUUUACUCCAUAAUAAGAAAUCAGUACAAGUGUACUGUGAUAUGGAUACAGCUGGGGGAGGUUGGACUGUAAUACAAAAUAGAGUUGAUGGCAAGGUAAAUUUCAGCAGAAGAUGGCAAGACUAUAAGUUUGGAUUUGGGGAUGUGUUGACGAGCUACUGGAUAGGGAAUGACGUCAUACAUGAGCUGACAAAGAAUAACAGCAGUUCGCUGUAUGUGAGCAUUACAGGCAAGGAUGGCACCACCCGUUAUAUACAGUAUGACACAUUCUCUAUAUCCGGAGAAGAUGACGAUUACAGAUUGUACAUCGCUGGAAACGCAUUAGGAACAUUAGACGAUAGGAUGAGAUACGGUACGACCGACAACAUAAACGGGAUGAAGUUUUCUACCUAUGACAAAGACAAUGACCUCGAUUCAAGUAACUGUACCGAUAUGAUGGGUGUAGGAGGAUGGUGGUUCAACGCUUGUAAUGACGCCUACCUUAACGGACAGUAUCCACCUGGAAAGUGGGAACAACCUUGGUUUCGUACAUUUAAUAAAGGAUCACAGAUUUCCAGUACAAGGAUGAUGAUUAAGAGAAAAUGAUUUAGCAUUCUUUAAAGUUUAGAGAGAAUCAACUAAAUUGUUGCGCAUAAUGUUCCAUUAAUUGAAACACCAGUCUGUAUAAAAUGAUUUUUUAAAAUAAUGUAUUAAAUAGCAUCAGUGCAAGCAUCUUGAGUGAAGCAAAAUUAUUAAAAAGCAUUAGUUCGCACAUAUGAGGUUGGUUAAUACAUCAUUUUUUUUAAAUUGAUAAAGAAAAUUGUAACAACACUUUAAAAUCAAAAAUUUUCUUGGGUACAACUUUUUUAAGUCUGAGAAAAAAAUGGUAUGCAGGGAUUUGAUCUCUUGGUUUGAGAAGUGUUGAGUAAUUAAUGCAUAUUAAAAUUUACAUUUUGUGGUGGUCAUGAAUUUGUAGAUCUCUCCAUGCUUGAAAAAAAAACGAAAAUUAAAUUGACACGAAAAUGACACAUUAAUUUGUUGAAAAUAAUUCCAAAAUUUAUUAUAUCAAAUCUAAUUUGUUUGAACAAGUUCUAAAGAAUUUUAUGCAAGGAAAAUGUUUACAUGUGUUUAGCACAUGUAAAACACGUACAAAGGGCACACAUGUAUAUUGCUUUUAUUUUUACCCAUGUUGAUGCUUUGUACUUUUUAUAUGGACUUUUGAUUUCAAUUCAUUUCUUUAUUUCCUCAUAUGAAAAUCAACAACUCGUUGUUUCAGAUUUAAAUAUAUUUUUUUAGGUCCUAAAUAGGCUACACUUAAUAAAUUAAGAAUACUUUUUAUAGCUAUUUUGGAAUUUGUUUUCACAAGUUUAAUUCGUUUACAAAAAUGAAAUUCACUAUAAGGAAUUGAACAAAUUACCUGUAAAUAUGAAGAAUAUCAUUAUGAUACCAAAUUUAUUACAUUUUAACAGUGAAAUACUGUAAUUUAUCCAUUGAAUAAAAGUAAUAUCCUAUCACAGUGUGAAAGGAUAUCAAAAUGAUAUCCUGUUACAGUGUGAAAGAAUAUCAGAAAAGCGGGAAUACUCUCGAUUUUCCUUCCCUUAACCAAGACUGUUGUAAAAAUACUCCUUAACCUGUUAUAAGAUGGAGAACGAGUUCAUAAACAGUCUGUCAUAAAAUAAAACAGCGAAAGUUCCCAAAUUAUGUUGCUGAAAUUCAUGUUUACAAUGUUUUUCACUAAUAUAGCAGAGACGUCUUAACCGCUCAACUAUGACAUCAUGUAGCCUAAGACUGCAUUACAAAAAAAGACGUAAGCAAAGGGAAAAUCAAAGAAAAUGUAAUAAACAGAAAAUUCAAUGUUUUGUAGAUGAAUAUGGAAUUUAUUUCACUCGUGAGACAGGAUUUUUUUUAUAUUUUCACUCGUGCUUCGCACUCGUGAAAAUAUCAAAUAAUCAUGUCCCACUUGUGAAAUAAAUUCCAUAUUCAACAACAAAACAUUGAAUAUCCUCUAUAUAUAAAGAUCUUUCAUAAAUAAAUGAAAAUAAUAAUAUUCGAUAGAAAUUGAAGUUAAAAUAAUUUUGAAAGUGGCUCUCUGAAGUUAUACGAUCGAUUAAUAGUCUAUAAUAACUUAUGCUUAUGGAUAUUAUCCUGUAGAAGUCAUUUAUAUGACCAUAAGAUUUCAAAAAGUAUUAACUAAAGAUAAAACUUGAUGUGAAAUGGUUGACAUGUUAAAUACAUGGAAUUAUUGAAAAUGAAUGAGAUCAACCAAUAUCGUUGGAAAAGUUAAAAAAAAAAACCAAAAUCUGCAUAACUGGAUAAUAUCAUUGUUGUUGAUUUAAUUACAAGUACUUCGGUUACAUAAAAUUAUAUUAAAUAGUACAAAUUUAAUGUUUGAUUUUAUCAUAAUCACGUCUAAAACCAUAAUUUACCAUACGAAAGACCUUCGAAACUAAAAUAAUAUCGUAUUUAUUUUAGUGAUAACUUUGACAUUUUGGUAAACAUUCUGUCUCUUUUGUGGUAACUUUUAACAUUUUAAUUAACUUCUGUUAAUGUGACUUAGUUAUGACAUUUAUUUUAUUUAUUUAGGCGAGUACCGCGCUCACUUUUGAAAACUUUUUUUCCCAAUUAUUUGAAUCAAGUGAGAAAGAUUCUAACAUUUUGUAAAUGCUUUUGUAAUCUUAUUCCUGAAUGACGUAUUCUUAAAAUCAACUCAUCUACAAUCUGGGUAUGAAUACACAGAUUCGAUCAAAAUUACUUGUCUCAUCAGACAGUUUCAAGGUCACGAUACCUCGUGGUCGUGCUGUCCAUAUACGUAUUUGCUUUUGUAAUACUUCUCUUUUUCUCAUGUUAAUUUUUUUAUUUUCUAUUUAUUUGACGUUAUGUUUUGUCUACUGGGUAAAAUAAUUUAUGUAUAUUUUUUCUAGACACUAAUGUCAUUACCGUUUAUUUGCUGUUAAAUAAAGAUAUAAAAUAUUAAUGUGAACCUGUUUUCAGAAUUCUGCUGGGUUACAUUUACUUUAAUAAACUGGAGUAAAUUAUAGUUAA